AUGAGUACUUUAUUCAUUGGAAAUGACGAAAGGCAAGCUGGUGAUGGCGAUGCGAUAAGUGCUUUGGCCAGAACUGCACCCGAUCUGCACCAAUCAAACGAAGCAGAGCAGGAGAAGUCAGAUGCGAUGUUUGAUGAAGAGAAAAAUGCUGCGAGCAUACAGCCUGGAGAUUCCAAGCGAAAUCACGAAACCACAACAGCUGAUGCUCCGUAUUGCAUACUGCCCGAGCGCCAAAAGAUCUUUCAAGGAAUUGCUCCAUCCUUUAUUGCAAACUUCUCCGAUAUCCAUGGUCGCCGCCCAGCAUAUGUGAUUGCCUUUGUGAUAUAUCUGGCGGCCAACAUUGGCUUGUCAUUACAGAACAACUAUGCAGCUCUCAUGGUCCUUCGAUGUCUGCAAAGCUCUGGCAGUAGCUGCACCAUUGCACUAGGGAGCGCAGUGGUUGCGGAUUUGUCUACCCGUGCAGAAAGAGGAAAAUACAUUGGCUACGCGACCAUGGGUGUUACACUCGGACCGGCUUUGGGUCCUGUUAUUGGAGGUUUGAUAGAUUAUUUCCUGGGUUGGCGGUGGAUAUUCCGCUUCUUGAUUAUACUCGCCGGUGUGUACGCUGCUCUUAUCAUAAUGUUACUUCCAGAGACAUGCCGUGUUGUCGUGGGUAACGGAUCUGUGCCGAGUGCGAGAUGGAAUCGUUCUGGGUGGCAGGUUCUGAGUAGCGGAUUCCGGCACGGAAGAAAAAUAUCGGAGCCAAACUAUAACACUAUGCAAAAAGGCAAACUUCGGCCUAAUGUUUUUGCGUCUGCAGUGAUUGCCACCAAGAAGGAACCUGCUAUCAUUCUCGCUUAUGGAGCAUUGCUUUAUUGUGGGUAUAUAGCUGUUCUAAGCACGUUGACGUCGCAACUCAAGACACAGUAUGCAUUUAAUUCCAUCCAGAUUGGGUUGUGUUAUCUUCCCCUCGGUUGUGGUAGCCUUACGUCUCGAUGGUCAGUAGGAUUCCUCCUUGACUGGAAUUUCAAGCGGGAAGCUGCACGACAGGGGAUGCCCAUAAUCAAGAAUCGACAACAGAAUAUUGAGAAGUUUAAUGUCGAGGUAGCUCGACUCGCAAUCACAAUACCUUUUUUGUAUGGAGGUGCGCUGUGUUUGAUCGCCUAUGGCUGGAUAAUGCAGUUCAAGACUUCUCUUGCAGGAUCAAUGAUUAUAUUGUUUUUUUUGGCGCAUUUGACCACAGGGGCUUUCAGCGGGUUGAAUACGCUGGUCAUCGACACGAAUCGCGAAAGUCCAGCAACUGCCGUAGCUGCAAUUAAUCUCUGGCGUUGUUUGACGGGUGCUGGUGCUGUUGCAGCAGCAGGUCCGCUGAUCGAGCGAAUUGGAAUUGGUUGGACAGCUACUUUUAUUGCGUUCUUAUGGCUGACGUUUAGUCCGUUGGUGUGGGCUGUUUAUAAAUGGGGAUAUGUUUGGCGAGAGGACUUGCGGAAGAAACGUGGGAGCACGGUCUGA
Messenger RNA from Talaromyces amestolkiae, 1491 nucleotides. RefSeq lists its product as uncharacterized. NCBI's taxonomy places the organism in Eukaryota, Fungi, Ascomycota, Eurotiomycetes, Eurotiales, Trichocomaceae. Gene Ontology annotation, biological process: transmembrane transport. The record is from RefSeq and is a predicted model, not a curated record. Gene Ontology annotation, molecular function: transmembrane transporter activity. The transcript has 2 exons. The coding region runs from base 1 to 1491 and encodes 496 amino acids.